AUGUGGUAUAUAUGUGUGGAUAAACUUCAAAAGAAAUGGAAGCACUUAAGAGAUUAUUACGUAAAAAAAAAAAAACAAGAUAAUACAAGAAGUGGAAGUGCUGCACCUAAGAAACGUAAAAACUCGUACAUUGAAUUGCUGCGAUUCUUGGAUGUGGUGAAAGAGUCUCGGGUCUCAUCGGGGAACAUAAGCGCUCCGGCAGGCGAUAAUGACCAAAAUGAAAAUUCUUGUGAUGAAAUAUCAACUAAUACAAACACUCAACCAAGAAAUGCAAACGCACAAGAAACUGUAACUGAGAAUUUUAUUCCACCUCAAACUGAAGAAGUUUCAAGGACCUCUCAAAGGAAAAAAAAACCUAAAAUGACAGCCUUUCAACAGAGUUUAAUUACAGCAAUGAACAAAAAGCAACAGUCACCUAAAGCAGCCGAAGAAGAUGCCGACACGAAAUUUUUACUUUCUUUACUUCCUCAAAUUAAGAGCCUAAAUGAAAGACAAAAUUGUGAGUUCAGAAUCGAAGUGAUGAAUUUGAUUUACAAAAUCAAAUAUCGUAACUCAUUUAACAUGUCACAUAGUCAAACGUAUUCUUACAACCAUCCUGGCUAUAGUACAUACGAACAAUCACCUACAACAUAUAGCAUACCUACAGGAGAUGUGUCACCGCCGAUGUACCAAGGAUAUACUACGAAUUCAAACAGUGCAAGCUCCUAUUCGACCAUACAGACAGCAGAAUCUAUUGAAACUCAAGUACGUCCAAUCCAAUCAGCUGAAACUGAAACAGCACACUCAAUUGAGGAAAUAGACGAAAUAUUUCAGAAUAGGUCCACUUAA
Messenger RNA from Pieris macdunnoughi, 828 nucleotides. Lineage: Eukaryota; Metazoa; Arthropoda; Insecta; Lepidoptera; Pieridae. The record is from the annotation of a GenBank genome assembly.